Messenger RNA from Heterostelium album PN500, 957 nucleotides. RefSeq names its product ribose-phosphate diphosphokinase (gene prsC). The record is from RefSeq and is a predicted model, not a curated record. Gene Ontology annotation, biological process: purine nucleotide biosynthetic process; 5-phosphoribose 1-diphosphate biosynthetic process. The coding region runs from base 1 to 957 and encodes 318 amino acids. Gene Ontology annotation, cellular component: ribose phosphate diphosphokinase complex; cytoplasm. Lineage: Eukaryota; Evosea; Eumycetozoa; Acytosteliales; Acytosteliaceae. The transcript has 2 exons. Gene Ontology annotation, molecular function: ribose phosphate diphosphokinase activity; magnesium ion binding.
AUGAUAGAAUCAAUAAAGAUAUUAUCAGGUACUGCACAUCGUGAUUUUGCAGAACAGAUUGCCAAACACUUGAAUGUGGUUAUCGGUAAAUGCGAUUGUACGAAAUUCUCGAAUGGCGAAACAUCGGUUAUCAUUGCAGAGUCGAUUCGUUCAAAGGAUGUCUAUAUUGUGCAACCGACAUGCUCACCGAAUGUCAAUGACAACAUCAUGGAGUUGCUGGUGUUAAUCGAUGCCGUGAAGCGUGCAUCUGCCAACCAGGUGACCGCUGUCAUUCCAUACUACGGCUAUGGCAAGCAGAAUAAGAAGGAGCGUUCGCGUGAGCCGAUCACCGGUAAGCUGAUCGCCAACAUGCUCGAGACUGCUGGUGUCAAUCGUGUCAUCUCGAUGGACUUGGAGGCCAGUCAGAUCCAGGGAUUCUUUAAUAUUCCAGUCGAUAACCUCUAUGCCGAGCCACUCAUUGUAAAGUACAUAGAAAAGCACAUCAAAGGUGAACGUGUAGUCAUUUCGCCAGCGGUCGACGGUGUUAAGCGUGCCAAACUCGUUGCCGACAAACUGAAUUGCGACUUGGCAAUUCUCGAUCGUCAAACCAAAGAUGAAAGUGUCGACGACAUGCUGCUAGUAGGUGACGUCACCGAUAAGAUAGCUGUAAUCAUAGGAAGUGUUGCUGAUACAUGUGAUACAUUGGCAUUGGCAGCAAAAGUAUUAAAGAGAAGAGGUGCUUCAAAGGUUUAUGCGUUGGUAUCGCAUGGUGAAUUGAGUGGAAAUGCAAUAGAAACACUGAAUGCAUCAGAGUUGGAGGAGUUGGUUAUUACAAACUCGAUUCCAACAAUGUCAAAGCUGGAACAAAGUCCAAAAAUUAAAGUGAUCAAUGUAGCACCAAUGUUUGCAGAGGCAAUCCGAAGAAUCGUACAUGGUGAAUCAGUGACUGCUCAUUCAUCUAAAUUUGUUAUUCUAUAA